UGACUGUCGGGCUGUGUGUUAUUAUGUCCGCGAACCGGCGCCGUCUACACCCAGACACAGUGCAGCAAAAACAGGCGAGUGGCGCUCCGCACCGUCUCUACUCUAAUGAGCGCGCAGGAAGAACCAUGAGUCACCAAUAAAGGUCUGCAGGAUGUCUUUUAAGAAGGAAACACCCCUGGCUAAUGCUGUGUUUUGGGCAGCGAGGAAGGGGAACUUGGCUCUACUUCAGCUGCUGCUCAACAGCGGGCGCGUGGACUCGGACUGCAGAGACAGUUAUGGAACGACAGCGCUGAUGGUGGCGUCCUACAGCGGCCAUUUUGAAUGUGUCAAAGAACUUAUCAUGCAAGGAGCGGACAUCAACUACCAGAGAGAGACAGGUUCUACGGCCCUGUUCUUCGCCUCCCAGCAGGGACACAAUGACGUUGUGAAACUCCUCUUUGAAUUCGGUGCCUCCACUGAAUUCCAAACUAAGGAUGGCGGCACAGCUCUCACAGUCGCCUGUCAGUACGGACACUCCAAGGUGGUGAGCACCCUGUUGAAGCAUGGAGCCAAUGUUCACGACCAGCUGAAUGACGGUGCCACUCCUCUGUUUCUCGCUGCCCAGGAGGGCCAUGUGAACGUGAUUCGUCAGCUGUUGUCAUGUGGUGCCAAGGUUAACCAAGCGAGGGAGGACGGCACUGCCGCCCUGUGGAUGGCAGCCCAGAUGGGUCACAGUGAGGUGGUGAGGGUGCUACUCUUACGUGGUGCAGAUCGGGAUGCUGACAGACACGAUGGAUCAACAGCGUUAUUCAAAGCUGCUUUUAAGGGACACAACAGCGUCAUCGAGGAACUUCUCAAGUUUUCUCCUUCAGUUGGCCUUCUCAAGAACGGCUCUACUGCCCUACAUGCUGCUGUUAUGGGUGGAAAUAUCCGAACUGUUCUGCUGCUGCUUAGAGCCAACGCAGACCCUACACUACCCAACAAGAAUAAUGAACUCCCUGCAGAUCUUACAAAGAGCGAUCGCAUCCUAAAGGUGUUACAUCCAUCCAAAUCCAUCUUAAGUGGAGACAGCUGAUGACCACCCAGACUCCUACCUUCAUGCCUGGCUGUACCACACUGAUGAAGUGUACUGAGAGGAACAUAACACAGUGACAAAUCUACUCAACUACCACAUAUACUGUACAUGGUGCUUGCUUUUGAUUGCGACUGGAAUUAAGUCAUAUGUUGAAUAAACCUGGACUAAAUACAGAGCAACUCAAUGCGCAACCAAAAUGCAUUUGUCUGCCAUGUGCAUCAUCUCCUUUACUCUGUUGGUAUACAGCAUGUGCAUUUAUUUUUGUUCACCCCAGGUGUUGUAAGAUUUCUAGAUAUUUUGCACACUUUUUAUUUGC
This is a messenger RNA of Perca flavescens (yellow perch), 1370 nucleotides long. RefSeq names its product ankyrin repeat domain 29 (gene ankrd29). The record is from RefSeq and is a predicted model, not a curated record. Gene Ontology annotation, molecular function: protein binding. The transcript is spliced from 10 exons. NCBI's taxonomy places the organism in Eukaryota, Metazoa, Chordata, Actinopteri, Perciformes, Percidae. Bases 152 to 1054 code for a protein of 300 amino acids.